Molecule: messenger RNA, 811 nt
Organism: Ricinus communis (castor bean)
Lineage: Eukaryota; Viridiplantae; Streptophyta; Magnoliopsida; Malpighiales; Euphorbiaceae
Product: protein MOTHER of FT and TFL1
Exons: 4
Coding region: 108-635 (175 amino acids)
Source: RefSeq, a predicted model, not a curated record
UCAAAGCUCGUGUGAUAACUAGAAAUAAUAUACAGAGUCCUUGAAAGAAGAAAAAAAAAAAAAACACGGAAGCAAAAGGGUGCAGUUCGAUCGAUUUCUAACGAAGCAUGGCUCGGUCUCUUGAGCCACUGGUAGUGGGGAAAGUGAUCGGAGAAGUUCUUGAUAUGUAUAAUCCGGUGGCUGAGUUUACUGUACAUUAUGGGUCUAAACAAAUUGCCAAUGGCUGUGAGAUUAAGCCCUCUGCUGCCGUACAAAUGCCUCGUGCGCAGAUUCUUGGUUCUCGACUCACUCCGAGUCUCUAUACCCUGGUUAUGGUUGAUCCUGAUGCUCCAAGUCCUAGUGAUCCAAAAUGGCGAGAGUGGCUCCAUUGGAUUGCUGUAGAUAUUCCAGAAGGAUCCGAUGCUACCAAAGGACAUCAGCUGGUGCCAUACAUGGGGCCUCAGCCUCCUACAGGCAUUCACCGGUAUGUGUUCGCUGUAUUUAAGCAGGGAGAGGCAUUGAAUGGAAGGACUAAAGCUCCAGAAGGUCGUGGAAACUUUAGCACCCGUCAAUUUGCCGCACAGAACGGAUUGGGGCUCCCAGUUGCUGCUGUGUAUUUCAACUCUCAGAAAGAGCCGGCAGUUAAAAAACGUUGAAAUUCUGUUGUAGUGGAAGAAAUAUCUUUGAUGUCGUUUCUUGACACGUGGACUGGAACAGCGAUGUGAUGUGCCUUCUGAAUUUCUAAUAUGUGCUUGUAUUUGCAUUGCUAGUGUUUUCUUUUUUCCUUCUCUUCUGGUAUAUAAAUUAAAAGUGGGCUUGGAGUUAUGUAUCA